Molecule: messenger RNA, 3615 nt
Organism: Dunckerocampus dactyliophorus (ringed pipefish)
Lineage: Eukaryota; Metazoa; Chordata; Actinopteri; Syngnathiformes; Syngnathidae
Gene: galnt18b
Product: UDP-N-acetyl-alpha-D-galactosamine:polypeptide N-acetylgalactosaminyltransferase 18b
Exons: 11
Coding region: 117-1949 (610 amino acids)
Cellular component (GO): Golgi apparatus
Source: RefSeq, a predicted model, not a curated record
ACCUUUUGAACUCAAGACUUCGGAUUAUCACGGGGAGACUUUCACACCUUUUGUUGCGUAGUUUUAUUUAUUUAUUUAAAGAAAGGAUUCUGCAACCUGCAUGGAGGGAUGUGGGCAUGGCUUGCACCAGGAGAACCAAAACUUUGGUGUCUACAUGCGUGAUUCUGAGCGGCAUGACCAACAUCGUGUGUCUGCUCUAUGUCGGCUGGGUCACUAAUUACAUCGCAAAUAUUUACAUUAAAGUCCCUAUGCCUUUCCCGGAGAGAAAGUUAGAGGUGGGGGACCACAGAGGAGACACUCUUCGAAUCAUGGAGAGACUUGAUCGCUUGGAGAAUGUGGUCAAUCAACACAUACAAGAGGCUCCAGGGCGAGGGGAAGAUGAGCAGGCAGACACAUCCUUCUCUGACUCGUCUCUCUUUGCUCACUGGGGUCAGGAGCUCAGUGCCGACAAUCGACGGGUGGCGCUCAAGAUGUUCCAGUACUACGGCUACAACAGCUACCUCAGUGACCGUCUCCCUUUAGACCGGCCAAUACCAGAUCUCAGGCCUACUGGGUGUAGCAACCUCACUUAUCCUUUAAACCUCCCACAAGUGAGCAUCGUGUUCAUUUUUGUGAACGAAGCUUUGUCUGUCAUCCUGAGGUCCAUCCACUCUGCCAUUAGCAAGACGCCCUCCCACCUUCUCAAAGAGAUCAUUCUGGUGGACGACAACAGCAAUAACGAAGAGCUGAAGGAGAAGCUCGACGAUUUUGUGGCAGAGACUAACAGCCAACGGCCGGGAUUCAUCAAGAUGGUGCGGCAUUCCAAGCAGGAGGGCUUGAUCCGGUCCAGAGUCAGCGGGUGGCGGGCUGCCACUGCACCAGUUGUUGCUCUCUUUGAUGCCCACGUGGAGUUCAAUGUUGGCUGGGCUGAACCCAUUCUUCAGAGAAUUCAGGAGGACAGAACUCGCAUAAUCUCCCCUUCAUUUGAUAACAUCAAGUAUGACACAUUUGAGAUUGAAGAGUAUGCGCUGUCUGCCCAGGGCUUUGACUGGGAGCUGUGGUGUCGCUACCUCAACCCCCCCAAGUCCUGGUGGCACAAAGGUAGCAAAAGUGCUCCCAUACAGAGCCCCGCCCUGAUUGGCUGCUUUGUGGUGGACAGGCUGUACUUUGAGGAGAUAGGUCUCCUGGAUGAGGGGAUGGAGGUGUACGGUGGAGAAAAUGUGGAGCUGGGCAUCAGGGUGUGGCAGUGUGGCGGCAGCGUGGAGGUCCUGCCUUGUGCCCGUAUUGCCCACAUCGAGCGUGCUCAUAAACCCUACACAGAAGACCUGACGUCUCAUGUACGACGCAACGCCCUCCGAGUGGCGGAGGUCUGGAUGGAUGAGUUUAAGAGCCACGUCUACAUGGCGUGGAAUGUUCCUCAGGAGGACUCUGGAAUUGAUAUUGGGGACAUCUCAGAAAGGAAAGCUCUGAGAAAGAGGCUGCAGUGUAAAACUUUCAGAUGGUACCUGGUCAACAUCUACCCUGAGAUGAGGAUGUACACUGAAACCAUCGCAUAUGGCAUAAUGAAAAACUCCCUGAAGAGUGAUCUGUGUCUAGAUCAGGGCCCUGACAAUGACAACAUUCCCAUCUUGUACCUUUGUCACGGAAUGACACCCCAGAACGUGUACUACACCAGUACUCAGCAGCUCCUGGUGGGCCUCCUCAGUCCCACUGUCGAUGACGAUGACAACAAGUGCCUGGUGGAUGUGAACAGCAGACCACGCCUCAUCGAGUGUGGCUACGCCACAGCUAAACGCAUGAAACUAAACUGGCUCUUCACUCAGGGAGGAUCCAUCCAGAACAAGAAAUCAAAGAGAUGCCUGGAGCUGAUAAUGAGCAGUGACACUGAGUUUGGCUACCAAUUGGCUCUGCAGAAGUGCACCGGACAGAAAUGGUUCAUCACUAACGUGUUGUACAGCAGUGCAUUAUGAGCACACAUGUCUUACUCUGUGUGCGUGUGUGUGUGUCUGAAAGUGUAAUGCUGCAUUCCAGACAGCUGGGAAGUAGGACGUAUCCCACUUGGAAACAUCAAGAGUCAAAAGAAAACAUGUUGGACAACCUCAAUAAGCAUGACAUUUAAACUUUUCCCAUUGAAAACAAUCAUUUCAGUCAUGCAGCAAACAUUUUAAUAUUCUACAUUAGUUAUUCUCAGGGCAUUGAACAGUCCAGUUGCAGUCUUUAUUUUAUUUUAGUUGUAUUUACUGAAAGUAGCUAACUAAUGUAGAGUGCCUGUGAACAUUGUAAAUACAACUAAAAUAAAAUAAAGUAAAACUACUGCCUCUUUGAAAACACCUGGGAGCAGGGAGGUGUUUGCAGAGCAAUACUGUCACCCAGUGGUAUUUUCUAGGUAAUACUGGAAUUAAUGAAGCCUUGUUUGUUGUAGGAACACGUCUAUGUUUUAUUGCACAGCUGUGAAGUUUCUCUCCUCAUUCUCAUGUUAGUUAUUAGCAAUCAUGCUAUGGUAAGAUGUAUUUAUUCAUGUAGGUAGUAUCUAUCCUACAUUGCAAUAACUAAGAAUUCUGGUUCUAUGGUUUUUCAUUGCCAAAGAAAAAGCAAAACACAUUUGUGGAGUUAACCCUUUAGGUGCUCACUGAGCUGAAAUCUCACAUGUUUUUUUGACAUCUCAUGUGAUGGUUUGAAGUUUACAUUUGACCUAUUGACGUGCUGUCUCUUUAUAUUUGACCAAAUUACACCAUGUGGCUGCAGCGCCAGUUCACACCAGUUUUAAUAGUUUCAGGGUCGUGGUUUAGCUGUGGCCAACUCCAGCUGACUUUGGGGGAAAAAAAGCAGACUACAAUGCAAAUAUGAGCAAUAGAAUCUUUUAAUUGACGUUUUGAAUUCCCGAUAGGCAACGUCUGGUGUCAUCUCAAUGAAGUCAAAGAACAUUAGUUUGCCCUCAAUUGGCAAGUAGGCACAAUAACUUCAAGCAGCGUUUCAAUGCACUUUUUCUUGACCAAGGUGGAAGGUGUCUUUCUUCCCUGUUUUCUGGAACGCAGCAUAAGAACAAAGAGAAGUGGAUGAGGAUUAACUUUGAAAUGUGUAUUUUAAGCGCAUUUGAUGAUUAAGUAACAUCUUAUGGCGAUUGUUAAAACUUGUAAUGGAUCACCGAUAGGUAUUCUUAUGACAAGCUGGUGUACUGGGUCCAUUUUAUGGUGAAAGCAGUACAGUCGGUUCAUUGACUCUAAAGAUGUACUGGGUUAAACGUGUUUUGUUCAUAACUGCUACUGUGUAGCAAUCUGUUUCUGCUGUAAUUGUUUUAUUUUAAAGUCUCAGGUUUAUUAUGUGAUUUAGCUGUACAGUCAACGGGGCAAUGUGGGACAAAUGAAAAAUGUUUAGAUUAUUUUCUGAUUGUAAAUGACCCAAAUAUUUGUAAUAUAUAACAGUAAAGUCACUGCUUUAAACCGUUUAAAGUGCAUGUGACUUUUUUGUGCAAUUCAGACAUCAAGAAUAAAGGCCUUUCAACCAAUAAAACUUUGAAAUGCUGUGCAGCAAAAGCAUCAAAAGUAUGAAACAACUUUGAAAAUAUAGAAAACACAAACAACUCCUUUCAGUGCAUAGAGACACAAAAACUAGAGGCAGUAGAUUUACAGGAAAAUA